AUGCCUGAGAACUUUGGCAAAAUGGAGAAGCACAACGUGGCAUUGACCUAUGAUGAUGUGUACAUCAACUUCACUAAGGAAGAGUGGGAUUUGCUGAAUCCUGCCCAGAAGAAUCUCUACAAAGAUGUGAUGCUGGAGACCUACAGGAACCUAACUACUAUAGGAUACAUUUGGGAAGACCUUAACACUGAAGAGCAUUGUCAGUGUUCUAGAAGACAUGCAAGGAUUGAAAGAAAUCAAACUGGAGAGAAGUUUUCAGUAUAUUCUCACUGUGAUUUCAUAUCAAUAUUGAAUUGA
Messenger RNA from Chionomys nivalis (European snow vole), 297 nucleotides. Its product is annotated as zinc finger protein 431-like. NCBI's taxonomy places the organism in Eukaryota, Metazoa, Chordata, Mammalia, Rodentia, Cricetidae. The record is from RefSeq and is a predicted model, not a curated record. The transcript has 2 exons. Gene Ontology annotation, biological process: regulation of DNA-templated transcription. The coding region runs from base 1 to 297 and encodes 98 amino acids.